UAGAUCACCGACCCGUCCUGACACUGAGACAGGACAGACACAAACACAUCAAACUUUAUUCAAAAACUCUUUUACGACGUCACCUGAGACCAAUAAUCAAUUAUUUUUAUUGAAGAAAAACUUUGCUGACAGAAAACUUUGAGAAGUUGAAAUUACUGACCGACGACCAGCAGAACCUUUUGGAUUUUGUUGGGAUUUUUGUUUUAAAUUUAAUUUUUUUUGUUGGAUUAUUCUCUUCGUCUCUCUGUGUCAAUGGCUACUUCGUCCUCCUCCUCUUUCGUUCCUCUCCUCCUCCUCUUCCUCACCGUCGCCGUGGAGUCGAGACCUUCACCUCAACGAGACGACACAAAGGUCUUACACUCUCUGUUCGGCUCUCGUCUCUCCUCGCUCAUCUUGGCCCCGCCCUUCUCCGAUGACAUCGCAGAGGGCUCAGCCGGGCACCCCGACCCCUCCUCCUCCUCCUCCUCCCCUCCCUCCUCAUUGGCUGCGGGUCGUGGAGCCGCGAGGGGAUUGGCUGGCCGACAGGAGGCGGUCCCACAGUUCUUCCUUGACUUCCUGCAGCGUCAGUCUAAAAUGAGGAGGCGGAGCAGGAAGUCGAUGGUCGGAGGGAGAGGAUGCUUCGGGAUGAAGAUGGACCGCAUCGGCUCCAUCAGCGGGCUGGGAUGUUAGAGACGUGUGUUACCAUGGUGACAGCUCGCCGGUACAGUGGUCCUCUAUGUUGCCGUGGAAACCAAUCGUGACUUAUUUCCUACCUGCGUUUUGUGGCUUUUUUGAACUUUGUGAUGUCACAGCAGGUGACCCCAAGCUGACCCUGCGUGACCUCUGACCCCAGGGACCACCUGGUGGAGACUCCAUGUUGGAACUUUACUAAUGAAGGACUAAUUUAAAGGAACAUACAGCUGUUCUAGUGAGGUAGACACAGGUAGAGACAUCCUACUAAUGACCUCUGACCUCUGACCCCUGGCUACAAUACAGCCAGCAGAGAGUGUGUGUGUGUGUGUGUGUGUGUGUGAGAGAGAGAGAACCAGUGUGAGAACUAUAUCACAGCUUUCAGGGGGCUCAUAUUCUGAUAUAUUCUGAUAUAUUCUGAUGUGUUCUGAUAUGUUCUGAUAUGUUCUGAUAUUUUCUGAUAUAUUCUGAUAUUUUCUGAUAUAUUCUGAUAUUUUCUGAUAUAUUCUGAUAUGAAGUUAAUGAUUUUGGGUUGUCACGCUUCAGUUGUGAUGGAAAGUACAGAAGUAUACUUUUUAAAGUGAACGUGCACAAACCAUUCAACAAUAAUAAGUUUAAACAUAAUCCAAAAAUAGAAAUGUAAAUACAGCAUAUUGAUCAGUCAGGAACGGAAAUUCAGCCCAUUUUUUUAUGAAUUCUCUCACUUUCUGUGCAAUUUGGUUGCAAAAAAAUGGCUAAAAACAUCUCAACAUGCAUCUGAAUUUACUAGAAAGAAAGCAAAAAAAUCCCCCAGAUUUUGUGAUUGUUCAGCCUUAAAAUGUUUUAUUAAGAGGAGCCGAGAUCCUGGUGUAGUUCGCACCCUGGAGACGACCAUGUGUUUAACAUGCAGGUGUGUGUGUGUCUGUGUGUGUGUGUGUGUGUGUGUUUGGACCACUUGCAGUCUGACUGCAGGACGCAAUACAAUAAAAGAGAAAAUCCACUUGG
Dicentrarchus labrax (European seabass) is the source of this 1653-nucleotide messenger RNA. It is a transcript of the gene nppcl2, whose product is annotated as natriuretic peptide C-like 2. The record is from RefSeq and is a predicted model, not a curated record. Gene Ontology annotation, biological process: cGMP biosynthetic process; receptor guanylyl cyclase signaling pathway. Gene Ontology annotation, molecular function: hormone receptor binding; hormone activity. Lineage: Eukaryota; Metazoa; Chordata; Actinopteri; Moronidae. Gene Ontology annotation, cellular component: extracellular region. The transcript has 3 exons. Bases 253 to 669 code for a protein of 138 amino acids.